AGAAGCGGUAGAGGCAGCAAGCAGUGGAGCAGCUCUCGCUAUCAUGAACAUCAGCUGCGAGUGAAAUGUGCGUGGAGCUGCGGUUCACUAACACUCACAUCCUUUCUGGCUGCAGUUUGUAAACUUGCCCGACGUCUUCAGCAUUGAGAUUAGAGUGUAAUGGUCUAAUGGAGCUGAACAGAGAUGAGGUCCCUGUUUUUGGUCAGGUGGAAGUGUGUGCAGUGCUGCAGGAUCAUCUGUCUGUUCAGGACAAUUCUGAGUAUUAUGUGUUAUUAAAAGGCUCUCGUAUCCAUCAUGUCACCACAGCCCAGAGGAAGGAAGAGAGCCGCUUAUUGAGCUUCACCAUACCUGGUCACAAUGUUGCGGAAAAGGUGUCUGUACAAUUGUACUGCUAUGACGAGAGCAGCAGCUUCAGUCAACCAAUCUUGGUGUCUGAAGAACUCUCAUUGGAGUACAAACGGGAUGCUGUACAGGAAGUGGCUGAUCUUCUCAUAUCUGACCUCGAUAACCUUACUUCCAGCACGCAUUUGGACAUCCAGAGGAAAUUUUGCCUUGAAGAGAAUAACCAGCCAGAGCAGACUAGUUCUGAUGUAAAUAAACAGCAUGGGACCUCAAGUCUAGAUAAAGAAUGUUUUGAAUUUAGCCAAAGACUAGAUACACUUAAAAAAAAAACAGGGAGCCACAAUCCAGAAGAACCUCCUGAAUGCUGGGUGCCUGAUCCUGGUGAAGGAUGUAUCAUAAAGACGUGCAGUGACGUUGAUGUGAAAAUCACACAGGCGGUUUCAAACAUGUACUCUCUCCUGGAGUGGACCAGCCAAAAGUCACAGAAACCACAAGCUCUUCACCACACUGAGACACCUCUGCACAUAGCUGUGCGUUUGGGUCUGUAUCACCUCACCCUCUUUUACCUUCAUCAAUCUGGAGGUCAGGAAAUGGCAACACUGCCCAAUGAGGAAGGACACACUCCUACUGAACUGGCGCAGAGGAGAGGCCAUGCAGAAACCAUAAGUGCAUUAGCUAACAUUUCAGCAUGUAGCGAGGAGAGUCCAGUGUGGAUGUCAGAAAUCUGGGCUGAUGAAUCGUACCUUCUCAGGCUGUGCCCGCUAACCAGUUCCCUCGCCCUGACAGUCGAACACAAAAUUCAUUUUGAUCCACAGAGGAGUAUCCAGCUCUAUAGAGAAAAACAGGGAUAUCUGGAAAGCCAUGUGCAGGAGGUUGCGCUCACUGAGGUGGAACAGAGAAUCAGACUGAACCAGACAGAUGACACAAGUGGAGGUCUCACCAGCCCGACAAACAUAGAGGAUUGCGUUCUGCUGGACAGCGUUUUUGAAGAACAGCUUGUCCUUUCUCUUAAUGAAGACAAAGACAAUCCCACCAUAGAUAAUUCAGAGAAGUCGUGCUCUCCUUCAGGUUCCAGCUCUCCAUUCCAGGGUCAGUCUACAGACAUCACUGCUGCCAGACUCACAGCCAUGAUCAACCGCACUGGAAAGAAUGAUGAACUGCACAGGAAGUACAACAUUGCUGCAGUGACCAAUGACAGCUCCGCCACUGACUCAUCACCUGCUGUCAGAAUUGAAAGGAUGAAAGUGCAGCGUCCAUUUUCUCGUCCUUUCUCUCCAUCCCUCGCUCAUUUCUCCCCCACUUCUUCAGCAGGACUGGUCUUGGACCGGUUUCUCCGUAGUAGCUGUCACAAUGAACAUGACAAUCACAGUGCAAGCUCACCUUCGGAAUCAUAUGAAAUUAGCCCAAAUCUUGUGGCCUUGGAAAUGGACAGUGAAGAGGAGGAUGAUGACAUGCUGAUGAAGAAGCCUCUCCCUCAGAUAUCAUCUGAAAUUAAGGACAAUGGAGACAAACAGGACAGCUUUAAUCCAUCCUCAGACCUCAGCUGCACUAGCUCUCACUCUGCUUCCUCUAACCAUGCCUCCCCAAAGGACUUUGGGAGUGCAGAUCAGGGUGUGCGUCACCGUUCAUAUUCUUAUUCAUCACCCAAACUCAGCCUGCUGUCUCCCCGGUCCAACCGAGACACUCCUCGUCCACCUGUUGACCUCAGCCAUGAUGGCGUCCUCUCCAGCAACAGCAGUGGCAGCAGAUCUCUCCUACAGGCUCUGUCUCUGUCUAAAUCUCUGUCUCUGCUCAAUCCUGUUAAACAGCGGGCACUGAGCUUAACCGAACAGACACAAGAGAAAAGGCAGUUAAGGUUCCGUAGACGCACUCAGUCAGCUGAUGACGAGUCCGGUGUCGAGCUGGCUGAUUCACUCCAACACCUCACGCUCUCCGAAUUCCUCAAAGAAAUCGAAGAGGAGGGAUGGGAUAAAUACAUUAUUCCUUCCAAGACAGAGCCUGAAAAAUACAAAGUCAGCCGCACCUUCAGUUUCAUUAAAAGCCGAAUGUACAGUACACGGAGCAAGAAGGGAAAGGCGAAGGAGAAGGAAGUGAAAGAAAAACAGGCUAACGGACACCUGUUUGCAGCAGGUUCUGUUCUGGGGACUUCGGUUUGUGAGGUGUGUGACAAACCUGUCAGUGGGAAGGAAACUCUGCACUGUACCAAUUGUGCCAUGUGCAUCCAUAAGGGUUGUAAAGAUUCUGCAGCACAGUGCCUCAAGAAAGUGCAGGACAAAUACACAGUUUCUGUGAAGAAGGCCCGAGCAGCUACCCUGCCUCAAAACUUUGUAUUGCGCGAAAGCGUCUCGUCUUCUCAGAUUUCCACUUCAUCCUCCCUUCCAGUAAUGACUCCACGGGACAGGAGAGACGCUGCAACCCUGCCAGCUAUGCUAUCCAGGAGUGUCCCAUUAGUCCCAGAGUGGCUUGCAGAGAGCCCAGAUGGAGAUAAUGACUCUUCAUCUUGGAGAUCCCAUGGUCAGGCAGAGGAGUUUCUGCAGAAUGUGGAAUCUUCCACUUCCACCGAGUCCUCCCUUGUCGAAGACACUGUUGACGCCCCUCUACAGAACAGUUUUGGGACAGACGCUCUGUAUCUAGAGGCAGAGUCAUGGAGUCUAGCUGUGGAACCCGAGUUCUGCCAGAAGCAGGAAAAACGCACAAUCAAGAGACAGGAUGUCAUCUACGAACUAAUGCAUACAGAGCUCCAUCACGUGCAAACGCUGACCAUCAUGGCGGAGGUGUUUAGACGAGGCAUGCGUGAGGAACUGGGCUUGGAUGCAGACAGUAUCGGUCGGAUAUUCCCGUGCCUGGAUGAGCUCCUCGUCCUGCACCGGGACUUCCUUUCUGCCAUGAUGGAGCGCCGGAAUAACUCCUCUCAGCCUGACAAUGAAAAAAACUACCUCAUUCACAAUGUGGGUGAUAUCCUCCUGCAGCAGUUCUCUCAGGACAAUGCUGAGAACAUGAAGCGGGUCUAUGGAGAGUUCUGCAGCCACCACAAUGAAGCCGUCAGCUUCUUCAAGGAGCUUCAGCAGCAGAACAAAAGAUUUCAACUCUUUAUUAAGCAACAGAGCAGCAACUCGCUUGUAAAGAGACGUGAGAUCCCAGAAUGCAUUUUGUUAGUGACGCAGCGAAUCACAAAGUAUCCAGUACUUUUAGAGAGGCUACUGCAGUACACAGAAGAGGGUACACAGGAGCAUGCCGAUAUCUCUGGCGCCCUGUCUCUGGUGCGAGAGUUUAUUUCAGCGGUGGAUGUGCGGGUGAGUGAGAGAGAGCAGAGUCAAUGGCUAAGCGAUGUGCUUGGCCGCAUGGAAAGCAAAUGCUUAGCCAGACUGAAGAGCGGUGCUGCCUUUCGUAAGCACGACAUGACCAAUGGCCGAACGCUGCUUCAUCAUGGCCCGCUUCUUUGGAAGACCGCCACCGGCAGACUCAAAGAUGUGCUGGCUCUCCUGCUGACUGAUCUGCUGGUUUUCCUCCAGGAGAAGGACCAAAAAUACGUCUUUGCUGCUGUUGACCAGAAAUGUCCAGUGAUCUCCCUGCAAAAGUUGAUAGUGAGGGAGGUGGCUAAUGAAGAGAGGGGCAUGUUCCUAAUUAGUGCCUCUUCCAGUGGCCCUGAGAUGUACGAGGUGCAUGCAGCAACCAAAGAUGAACGCAACGCCUGGAUGAGGCUUAUCCGAGAAGCAGUGGUCAUUUGCCAUGAGAAGGAGGAGGACACUACAAGUGAGUCAGAAGAAGAGCGGAGAGCAACAGAGGCCAUGAACCAAAAAAUUCAGAAGCUACAAGAGUCUCUUUGCGGUCAUGACCAGCUAAUCUGCCUCAGCCUGGAGGAGAAGCUCCACAUCUACGCUGAGCUCGCAGCCCUGGUGGGACACAGAGACAUCAGCCCAGAACCAAAAUUGCUGGUGUGUCCAAACACUGAAGAGCUCCCUAAUGCUGCUGUUCUGCUCAACGCUGCGCUUAAAGAGGUGGAGAGUCUAAAAGAAGCACUGUCGUUUUAUUGCAACUCCCCCUCCCAUGGUGCGUCUGAGGAACAGAACCCAUUGGACUCCACCACUCGGCUAGAGGCACCUCCUCCUGCUCCCUCUCCUCCUCCAGUGCCUGCUGAAGAAGAACCACAAGUGGUGGAUGCUGUAAGAAGUGAGGAAGAGGAGUUGAAUAGUCUCGAACUCCAGCUUCAGAAUCAGAACAGUGGAACUGACAGUUGGAACAUGCACCUUAAGGUGUCUCAGAGCAUCCAGAGUUUGACUCAGUUGCUUUAUAGUUUGCAGGCUGUGGUCACCAUCCAGGAUAGUCGCUAUGAAGUUCGUCGUCUCCUUCUCCUCCUCCUCUCGAAUUCUGCACACCAGCGGCUCUCCCAGGGUUCCCUGCAGGAGCAGGAACGACAGCGUGAGGCAGAGCGACGGCGACAGGAGCUGGCACGGGUGGCACGGGACCGGCAGCUGUGGGCUCGUGAGUGCCAGGCGCAGCAGCAGCGUUACGAAGAGCGGGAAAGCAGGUUGGCAGAUCGGGAGCAGCAAUGCCAUGAGGAGGCCCAGAGACUGCAGCGCCAGCGUGAGGAGCUGGAAGAGCAGCAGCAAGAGUAUCAGCAGAGCUUGGAAAGGCUGAGGGAAGGCCAGAGGAGUGUGGAGAGAGAGAGGGAAAAGCUGGAAUUGCAGCAGAAAAUGGUGGAACGAUGGAAGCAUGAACGCCAACGCAGCCUGCCUGUGACGAGUAUGGAGGGUCAACAAGGGUCAGGAGAUGGAACCAAAAGCUUCCAUCAUGGUCAUAACAGUGGCUUGGAUGAGGAUGGGUCCAUUUUUGUAAACGAAGCAGCUUUUCUGGAUUCAUCUAUGAACAAUCGACAUCUUCAUCACUACCAGCAUCAUUAUGAGUAUAACACACACCUGCAUUCCGGCUAUGCAAAUUUCCCCAGUGCCCAGAACAGUCUGAAUUCUCUGCUGGCUUUGUCCAAUCAUACACACCCUGCCAUCGGCAUGCAAGAUGAGCUGUGGACCGAAGACGUUAGUCCAGCAAUCCAUCCUGCCAGGACAGCAGGGGCAGUGGGGCCAGGGAUGCAUGAAGGUGAAGCCCUCUUGAUGCCACAGGCUUAUGUUGCCAUGGAAACCGAGAACCAAGAUCCUGAUGGAGAGGAGAAAAUUGUGUAUCUCUAAAUACUUUUUGUUUAGUGUGCAGACCUAUGUUAACCCAAACAAUAGAAACCGUUAAAGAGCAGAAGUAGGGAUGGUUACUCACAAUGGUUUUGAUUCAUGUUUUGUUGCUGCCUUUCAGCUACCAAUUGUUUGACAUUUGCACUAUUUCAAUACUCAUAAAAGUGUUCACACUUAAUUCUAGAUCAAAAGGCAGUUGGGACUGUUUGGUGUAUAAUCAUAAGAAACUCGUAACAAUGUUUCAAACUUGCUUAGUUUUUCUUUGGACGAGCUGUAACAAAACCCCUUUCACCGUUCAUUAUGUUUAGCAACAUAAGAAUCAUAUUUUUCCUAAAAAUCUUCUCACAUUGACAUUUUUUGUUCCGGUCCAGUUUAGAGAUGGACCAUUUCAAACCUGUUUCACUGCCCCAUGACCAAUAGGCAACUCCAGACUGCCAGGGAUAGAGUCGAUACACAUAACUGUUUAAAUUUUAUUUCACACAAAAUAUUCUUAGUUUAUUUUGAUAAAAGGUGAAGAUGCCACAUCAGCAUGUCUUACAAACAGGAGAAUCGAGACAAGAGAUUAUAAUGUUAGAUGGAAGGAAGACGGUGGAUCUUCUAAUGUUUCAGUACUAAUGGCACUUUUAGAACUGUCAGAUUAUUCCAGAUUCACAUGAUUAUGGAGAGUGCUAACUCGUACUCAACAGCAUACUGUUAUUGUCAGGCCUAAGACUCUCAUUCUCAUAAUUUUCAGAUUUGUUUUCUCUGACCUUUAAAUAUGUCCUGGUAUUUGCUAAAUGCUUUAAAAUGAAUGAAUAACAAUUUGGAGUUUUAAACCAUUAAAAAUCAUAACUCAUAAUUCGAAAUUUCCCAGACUUUGUCCCCCUGUGGUGUGUGUGCGUGUUGCGUGUGUGCGUGUGUGUGUGCGUGUGUGCGUGUGUGUGAGACAGAGAUAUAAGUGUCCUAUCGCCUACUCGGUUUUGACUACUCAACUUGCUUAUCUCUCUCUUACACACACACACACACACACACACACACACACACACACACACACACACACACACACACACACACACCCACCCACACCCCCCACUCAUUCUGUACUAGCCGAGGCUUACUUACCAAAGCUGCCUAUUUUAGAACUAGACACUCUUUAUUAACUUGUGGAUAUGAAGUCCUGCUGUAUAAAAGCAUUCUAGUCCUGUUUCUCAGAAACCUAUGUCAAUAUUCUAAAUAAAAGAAAAUUGUUCUGUGAAUAAUUUGAUGUAUUGACAUGUAAUGUAGCCACGCUUUGUGACAGUUACUAGAUUUCAUAAUAUAAUAGUAUGAUUUGAGAUUCAGCCUCCACGCCCAUAUAUCUAAUAUUCUGUAAUGCUGUAAUCAUGUAACAAAUCCAAGACAUUUACAUCCAGUUGUAAUGGAACAAAUCUCUGGGUAAUGCUCAGAGCUCAAGUACUUUGAGUGGAAGUUUUAGGGGUAACUGAGACCAACAAAUUCAGCAUUAAUUCAUAAUAUGUUGGGAUUAAAAUGGCUUUUAACAAAUGUAGUACUGUGGUACAUGGUUACAUGACAAACCAUAAAGCUCCAUAAUUCACUUUUCCCCCCUGUAGAUUUAUUUGCUUAAAUCUUUUUGGAUUUGCUUAAAUUGAUUUCUAAAAUAUUAAUGCACCUAAAAACAAAUGCACUGGGAAA
Messenger RNA from Clarias gariepinus (North African catfish), 7193 nucleotides. It is a transcript of the gene arhgef28a, whose product is annotated as Rho guanine nucleotide exchange factor (GEF) 28a. Gene Ontology annotation, molecular function: guanyl-nucleotide exchange factor activity. Bases 168 to 5525 code for a protein of 1785 amino acids. The transcript is spliced from 36 exons. Gene Ontology annotation, biological process: regulation of Rho protein signal transduction. The record is from RefSeq and is a predicted model, not a curated record. Lineage: Eukaryota; Metazoa; Chordata; Actinopteri; Siluriformes; Clariidae.